GCUUAUAGGAGGGAAAAUAAGCCAGGAGUUUGGAUCUACAGACCAUUAAAGGAGAUAAGAAAAGGAAGAGAGUUGCCUUCAAACCACAUCUUCUUGUAGGCUGUGAGGAGAGUUCUUCAGUAUUUAUGGCGUCGGCAGCUCCACCGAAGAGGAUGGUGUCCUCCGUCUUCAUCACGCUGGCAUCACCUCACAGAGCCACCGUGACGCCGCAGCAGCAGCCUGCUCUCCAGGCUCAAAGCAGCCCGCCCGAGACAAGCAGCACGCCGCGUCAGACUCGGCCCAAAGUUCAAAGCAAAGCGGGCAGCAGAGAUCGGACUCGUGCGGCCGCGCUGAGCCAAGCUUCAGGACCGACACUUGGCAAAUCUGUCCCUGGAAAAUCAUCACUGCAAAAAGAAGAAGACCAGAGAAGUCCUCCAGAGUUGUUUCCUCCUCCUCCUCCUCCUCCUGAUGCCCAGGUGUCAACACUGGGCCAUGACGUCUCUGCACUUUCACCACUUCAUCCUGCACAAACUCCUUUUUCUCAUCUUGCGACGCCAGACCAGCCGUCAGUUUACAACAAAGUGGUAGAAACAAGCACACCAUCUAGUGGGUUUAACCAGGAUGAACAAUCUCACGGGACGCACACAAGCAGCCAAGACAUGAGCCCAGAGAGCAAAGAUGUGUGUGGCUUCUGUCGGAAGCCUAUGGCUCUUCCUGAACUUGUGAUAGAGGCACUGAACAGGACAUACCACGAAGGCUGCUUCCAGUGUCGGUCCUGUCACAUCCCCCUGGCUGGUAAACAAUACUACAACAAGGCAGGGAUCCCUCUCUGUGAAGACUGCUACCAGGCCAUUCUGGAGCUCUGCUGGGCGUGUGGAGAGGUCAUCACAGAUCAUGUGAUCCGUGCACUUGAACGAGCGUACCAUCCUCUAUGUUUCACCUGUACGACAUGUAAAAAGCAGAUUGGAGAGCAGGCGUUUGCUCAAGGGGAAGUCGGAGAGGUUUACUGUCUUCAGGACUAUUACAGGAAAUAUGCUCCGCAGUGCAGCGCCUGUGACAGGUUAAUUAUUCCAAAAGAAGAUGGGACGGACAGUUAUACCGUUGAAUGUUUGGGACAAUCCUUCCAUGAGAACUGCUACAGAUGUGAGGUCUGUGGCAUCCAGCUUUCCACUGAACCCAACGAGCGAGGCUGCUAUCCUUUAGAUGGA
Messenger RNA from Salarias fasciatus (jewelled blenny), 1187 nucleotides. RefSeq names its product filamin-binding LIM protein 1-like. Lineage: Eukaryota; Metazoa; Chordata; Actinopteri; Blenniiformes; Blenniidae. The record is from RefSeq and is a predicted model, not a curated record. The transcript is spliced from 9 exons. Gene Ontology annotation, cellular component: stress fiber; focal adhesion. Gene Ontology annotation, biological process: cell-cell adhesion. Gene Ontology annotation, molecular function: filamin binding. The annotation marks the transcript as partial.